This is a messenger RNA of Didymodactylos carnosus, 1326 nucleotides long. Lineage: Eukaryota; Metazoa; Rotifera; Eurotatoria; Philodinida; Philodinidae. The record is from the annotation of a GenBank genome assembly.
AUGUCAGCACCUUUCUUCAUCAAUAGUCAAUCUGUUUUAUUACUGGGAUUGAUAAUUACAACAAUAGCUGCUGUUCAAAUACCAAAAUGUUUUAAUGAUGUUAGUGGAAUUUAUUUAAGAAAAUUCAAUACUGGUAACGAUUACUCACUGCUCUUUUACUUUCCAUUGGGUGGUGUAUUACAGCUGGAUUCUACUGCAAAAUUAAAUUCAAAUCAAUAUUUCAGUGAUCGAAUAGGAUUCUACAACUGCAGCCAAUCAUCAAAUGGCGGCACCAAACAGAUGUUAAGAUUUAACGGUAUCUACUUUGGUGAAUCUGGUAAUAAGAGUAUUGGUCUAACGAAAUCGAUGAGCACAUGUCAGGGUGCUAGCAAUGAUUGUAGCGAUGAUGUCGUUCAAUGUCCGAAGGGAAAUGUAUCUACACAAUUUUAUAAAUUUGAAGCACCGGAUCCCAAAACUGGUGUUUAUACACAUCCAAUACCACCCAAAACCAACAGACAAUAUCAGUCACAAAGACUCUAUACACAUCCAACUGUGACAUUAACUGAGACUAGGGAUACAUGUUAUUCAAAAAUGGGUGGCAUCUAUGUGGUACGAUAUGCUAAUGGUAUUUAUGCUUUAGUAGCGUUUACUCCAUUGGGCUAUUUGAUCAGUGUUACAUCUAAUAAACGAAAUAAAGACGGGACAUUUAAUCGUGGUACAAGUGUCGGUAUAUGGUUUUGUUCUACGACUAGUCAAUCAAUGAGUGGACAAUCAAAUUAUUUUACUUAUCCAGCAAAUACACAAACCAAAGGACAAAAGAUGAUUUCGUCAACAUUCUAUAUUCAAUGCCCAUCAUCUACCUCAUAUGAUAAUUGUUUAGGAACACAACAAGAACUAGUCAGUCGACUUUAUGUUACACCAAUUAUUAAAUCAUGUCAUUUAACAUAUUCCGGUAUUUAUUCAAUAACUAUCACCAUUACAACACCAUUUAAACUCACUGUUCAAAGUGUACUAAUUCUCUAUCGUAAUGGUGUAGUCUUUGGUGCUGGUCAAAAUGAAAAUGAACCGCAAAAUCCUACCGGUAAUACAUUGGGUACAUGGCAGUGUACUAGUAAAACAAUAACUUUUAAAGCAAUUUAUAUUGGUUAUACGUCAGCAACACGUACAGCACCAAUAUUUAUUGCAACGAAUAAUAAACUUACAUGUCAACAGAACACUCGAUGUAGUGGAAAUUAUGCUGAUAAUAAUUAUGCAUUACAAUUACCAUUAAAUGGUACAUUUUCUAAUAAACCAACUGCAUCUAUUAACGGUACAGUUACAAUCAGAAAAUUAGAUUAUAAGGAGUAA